Molecule: messenger RNA, 3592 nt
Organism: Gallus gallus (chicken)
Lineage: Eukaryota; Metazoa; Chordata; Aves; Galliformes; Phasianidae
Gene: PEDS1
Product: transmembrane protein 189
Exons: 6
Coding region: 1862-2548 (228 amino acids)
Biological process (GO): ether lipid biosynthetic process
Cellular component (GO): endoplasmic reticulum membrane
Molecular function (GO): plasmanylethanolamine desaturase activity
Source: RefSeq, a predicted model, not a curated record
GGGGAAGGGUUUCUCAUUGGAGAUCCCUUCCUUGUGGAGUCUUUCCUGUGAGAUGAGAUCUCUGAGGCAGGUGAGCACCUUUACUUUUCUUUUGGAAUACCAUCCUGUCAUCCUAUCUGUGCUGGUCCCUUUGCUGUUACGCUCCUGGAUCACCCUUCCACUGCCUUUAUCUUUCUGAUUGUAACAGCUGGUUACAGGUGUUUGGCUUCUGUGCUUUAUAGUGAAAGCAGUAUUUUUAAUAAACUGUGAGGUGUUUUAUGUUUUAGAAGAAUGAUAUCUGUCCAUCACAGUUGUGUAUUACCAUCGAUUAAAAAAAAAAAAGAAAACAGCAAACUCAAUAAUAGGUGAUAUUAUUAUUAUUAUUAUUAUUAUUAGCAGUCUGUAAACCAUUGACUGCACUGUGAAUUUUUGCAGCAGUGCCUGCUGUCUGCUGGGAGGUUGCUGUCUUUCCCUUGGAUAGCAGCAUCCUCCCACUGGGGGUUGUACCAGCUCCCUUCCUGCUCUUUGCCUACAGGGCAGCAGCACUGAGAGGAGCGAGGAGGAACUGCUCCACCGCGAUGAGAGCAGAUACAGGAGGGAAUGGGGAAUGAUUGCCAACCUGCAGGGCAAUCUGUUUGCAACUGGCUUUCAUCUCAAAAUUAAUAUUGAUAAAAGCUUAAGUUCUCUGAUAUCCUGGUUACCGGUUUCACUGAUAAAGCAGCCAAUUCACUGAUAAUGUUAUUUAAGUAGUAGUGAAUGAUUAAAGCAACAGAAUCUGGAUUCUGUGCAAAUAAAGUAGUGUGGAAAUUACUGAUAGCAUGCAUAAAAAGGAAUGCAAUAAAAUAAUAAGUACCACACGUUAUCUUGCUUUUGCUGUCAAUACGUUAUUUGUUCAGGUAAGGUAUGGGUAGUGUCUGAUUGACAGCAAUAAUUAGUUUUUGUUAAGUUUGGUAAAAAAAACCAUCUGCCUGAAUGUGCUGUUUCCUGAGUACCACAUGCAGUACAACAGGUGAGAGAAGGGAAGGUGGUCACAAACCUUGUCUAACGUGUCCCUGUCCAAAGCUUUCCUGACACUUAGAUUAGAAUAUUGACCUUUGACUUGAGCUCGCAGAACAAAUGUUCUGCUAAUAAAGACAUUUGAACUUGCUCUGCACUGAGUUCACAUCAGGUCUUUGUACUGAAAGUUACAGCGGGGGGAGAAACCCCAAAGCAGAAGGUGAUCCCAUGGGCUGGACUCGAUACGCUGCCUGGGCCAUCAGGAAGGGUUGUCGGAUGCCUGUGUGCUGUUCUGUAAAUACUUCCUUUCUUUAAAUAAAACAAACAAAGCAAGGAGUGGUUUGAACCUUCUACAUCAUUUUACCUGGCUCAGGCUCUAUGCCUACAAUUAAAGGCUGUGCUAUAGCCUUUUGCUUCUUAAUGCCUUCAAAAGCACGCAACUGCAACAUUGGUUACACUGUGAAUAACUUAAUCUAGAGAUUGGUGGGUCAGAAGGUCUGAUCCUCCUCCCACUGGCUGCCCUGUGCUGGGAGCAGGCAGGCUGCUUGGGGUGCUCGCAGCGCGCUGUGAAUCGCCAUGCUGCUGGGUGUGAGAAAGCAGGCAGGAACAUCAUGAUGCGAUUCCAGAACAGCUUUUGGAGCAGGCCGUUCAGUGCUGACUAAAGCCUGUCGUGAAGAACAGGGGGAGGAACCCAUGUGACUGCCUUGUGUUACAUGCUGCUUUAGCUGACGUGGGACUGCUCCCUUCUCCGCAGGGUCAGAAGAAGAGCGUAGGCAGAGGAUGGAUGUCUUUUCUUGUCUGUCAAAUCCAGUUGUGCUGUGUUCUGAACAUCUUCACCUGCUGAUGAGCUACGAAAGUUAUCCUCUUUGUGCAGGCUGGCAGUUGUAUGCAGCUGAACUGCUCCCCUGCAAUGGGACAUCUCUGUAGUGGAACGGCCUUGGCCACUUCACUGAAGCUGAAUAAUUCCAGGGGACGAGGCUGGCUUAUGUGUUAUUUGUGUGUUGCAGGAGUAAUUACAGCAGACUUUCUGUCAGGAUUAUUUCACUGGGGAGCAGACACCUGGGGGUCUGUGGAGCUACCCAUCGUUGGCAAGGCUUUCAUCAGACCCUUUAGAGAACAUCAUAUUGACCCUACAGCAAUUACCAGGCAUGAUUUCAUAGAGACCAACGGAGACAACUGCUUCAUGACGUUGGUCCCAUUGGCAAACAUGGCAUACAAAUUUGUUUCCUUUUCCCCAGAAGCAUUGUAUGAAACGUGUCCUUGGGAGUGCUAUGUCUUUGCCCUUAUCAUCUUCAUAACCAUGACGAACCAGAUUCACAAGUGGUCUCACACAUAUUUUGGUCUUCCACGCUGGGUCAUCUUUCUACAGGACUGGCAUGUUAUCCUGCCUCGGAAACAUCACAGGAUUCACCACGUGUCUCCACAUGAGACAUACUUCUGCAUUACAACUGGUUGGCUGAACUAUCCGUUAGAGAAGAUCAGAUUCUGGAGGUGUUUGGAGAACAUGAUCCAAGGACUAACUGGGGAGAAGCCAAGAGCAGAUGACAUGAAAUGGGCUCAGAAAAUUAAAUAACUUCUGCCAGCUGUCUGCAGUCCUUAACUUUGUUGCCAAUUUUUUGUUUUUAAAGAAGCCAUCAGCCAAAUUCAAGACCUGCAAAGAAAUAACAGACUCUAAAGCACAAACUAAGAAGUGCUAACAGACUGUAAUUUAAAGAACUAAUUCUUAAAACAAUACUUGAAGAUGAUUACUCUUACUGAGCACCUUUUGUUUAGCCAUGUCGCUUACAUCCUAGAAAGUACUUCAUCACUGUAUUUUGUAAAGCUGUCAGGCAAGCCAGAAGGCAGGACAGUUACUUCAUUGGUACGUGGUGGCUUUGUGAACGUGUUGUAUCAACAUUAUUUGACACUUCAAAAAUAGCUUGUUGCCUGAGACCUCUGGGGGAACGGUGACAGCAGUUUGUCACUUCAUGUUUGAGUCCAAAUAACACUGCAUGAAAACAGUGUGUCAGUACUGGAAGCCUAUAAAAUCAUCACUGUUCAAUGCACUCUUUGUUUGGUAAACUUGCAGCUCCAUCUUUGCUAUCGUGUUAAAUCUAACUGAUGUAAUGUGGAACAGAAUUUUGAGAAUCCCACUCCACCGGUGGGUCAUGAAUCCUUAAGUGUCUUCAGUUUCCCUUAACAUAAAAUUGUUCUACUCUCUACAUGGAAUUGGGCAAACCAUUUCUGUAUAAGCCUUCAGUUGUACCUUAACAACUGCCUGAGGAGAGGGAGGGCACAGCACAUGUUUGCAUUCAUUUGUGUGGAGUGCUCACUGGUGAGCCUUCUAUUAAGUGUUUCCUACCCUGACAAUAAAUGUUUGAAAUAGGUAUAGCAUUGGGCACACUGCACAUAGCUGUAUUCAAGAGCUCAAGGUAUCAAACUUAUAAUGUUAGAAGGGAAACGUCAAUGACUGAUGUUUUGUUCAUAUUUUUUUUUUAAGGUGCUUGCUUGUUUCUGUAAAUAAUAUAAGGCCUUAAUCUCUUCUGGUGUAACGGAAUAAUAUUUUAAUGUGAUGUUUGAAUGUAUAUAAUAUAUUUAUAACAGAGAAAUUGGAUAAUACUAAUCACAUUUGUUAUGA